Chenopodium quinoa (quinoa) is the source of this 3493-nucleotide messenger RNA. RefSeq lists its product as uncharacterized. The coding region runs from base 1369 to 2199 and encodes 276 amino acids. The record is from RefSeq and is a predicted model, not a curated record. Lineage: Eukaryota; Viridiplantae; Streptophyta; Magnoliopsida; Caryophyllales; Amaranthaceae. The transcript has 8 exons.
UAAUAAAAAUUUUAAAAAAUUAAAAAUAACCAAAAAUAAUUAAAAAAUAAAUAAAAAAUAAAAAAAAAACCAAAAUCGGCAGCCAGAAGCCCAGCCACCGAACCUCGAUUCCUUGUCGCUGGCGAUCUGCUCCCUCACUGGCAGGCGCGCCGGCGGCCGCCAACCCCCCCUCCCAUUCCCUCCCCUUUCCUCGUCGCGACCCACCUACCCUUUAAACUCAAAACCCCACUCUUCAACGGUCGCUGUUUGAUGUACGGCCAGCCACUAUUCUUGUAGGAUUCCGGCGUGGGUGGGUCGGAAUUCCUUCAGAACUCACGACUUGGUCUCACCUCGUCACGGGUCGCAAACCAGUGGAAAUCGAAGUAUAGCUUAGCGCCGAUGUUAACCCCUGAGAACCCUAGGCCUGGACUGACCUCGCACUUCUUCGUUCUCUUGAAGGAACGCAGGUAACGACCUUUGGUGGCCUUCCCUAGGUCGUUCGGAAUGGUGAUCAGGAAGCCACCAUUGGAAGAACAGUGGCUGAGGCCGUCGGAAUGGUGAUGGCAGAGGCUCAAAGGAGGAGGGUGGGGUUUCGGGUUUUGGGUUUGAAGGGUGGGUGGGUCGCGAGGGGGAAAGAAGAGGGGAAGGGGAGGGGGCCGGCAGCUGCCGACGCGCCUGCCGUUGCAGGUUCCGGCGACUGGCUGGGGUUUGGCCGGUGAGGGUGGUAGAAGGGGUGGUGGGUGGGGAUUUGGUGGUUUUUUUAAUUAUUAUUUUUUUUUUUAAUUUUUUUUAAAUAUUUUUGGGUUUUUUUUUUAAUUUUUGUUUAUUUAUUUUUUUUAAAAACGGACCAAUCAUAAGGUGACACGUGGCAAAUGAUGGGGUCAAUUAACGGCCGCCAGUCAUUAAUGACACUCGCUGAUUUUUUUUAAAACUCGGUGGCAUUUAGUGAAUUUUAAAAACCUUCGUGGCAUUUGGUGAAUUUUGCAAUUGCUCAAUGACAUUUGGUAAAAUAGCCGCGAAUUUUAUUAUUUUGCUUGGUCACGUGACCCACCAUGACCUAAGGUUGGUCCGCCACUGCUACUCUAACAGACUAACACCCUUUUUCUCAUUCUCAAACCAAAAAAACACACCCUUCUUUCUCCUGGGUUUAAAAAAAACGCUCUUACACACCCUUCUUUCUCCUGUGUUUAAAAAAAACGCUCUUUCUCCUCUCUCUUCACCAAGCCACCACAGCGUUCUAAUCUUCAUAAAUUUACUCUUCAAUCUUUAUAGAGUAAUAAAAAUUUAUCAUGUAGUUGGAACUCUCGAAAUUGGCAAAAACAAGUGGCUGAAAAAAUUGAAAGAUCGACUAAUAUUAUUUAUUUUGGGGUUUUUACAAGCUUAAAUUCCAUGGAAAGCAGUCGUCAGCAUUUGAAGCGCAAAUUUUGGGACACUCCAAAGCCGUUGUUCAAUCCAUGGAGGAGAGUACUGCGCCCCUGCCGCCCACGACAUGGCAUACACUUUGAAAAGGCAAAUCAGUUUGGAAAUUUGAUGAAUAUGUUGAGAACAACAUGCACUUGGAUUGUAAAACAAAGCGUGCUGCUUUGGUGGCAUCUCCAUUUGUUGUUUGCCUCACAUGAUGCCCAACGGCUAUUUAUAUGUUCGGGGACUAUAGUGCACUCCUAUGGUGUAGAUGGUGAAUACUUUAGUACAGUUUUGACUUCUGCUACCCUUAUUAGAUGUCCUAAAAAAGAAGAUGCUAUUGCUGAUGAUAUAAAGGUGAAUGUCCGUUUGUUUGAUCGUAGUCUUUGUGAGGGUGAAAUACUAGUUUAUGACUUCCAUUAUAAUGUUGCAGCUAUACGAAUCAAGUCUGAUGUUAGAUUGCAAACAGCUGUUAUUGGAAAUCUUGACGAUUAUACCGAGUGUCAUGUUCGCUUUAGUCAUUCACCGCCAUUUAAGCUUGUCCCUCAUCGUGAUGCUACAACAAGCUCAGAACUCAUUAAGCUCUGUCCGGGGAUGGCAGUAAUUGCAUUGGGUCGAUAUAAUGACGACCCAUACCACAUUAUGGCAGCACCUGGCAAGCUUAUUUUGAAGGAUUGUGGAUUAGAUUGUGGAGAGCUUGUCAUGGCGGAUAGUGAAAUCACCAAGAAUGGUAUUGGAGGACCACUGAUUAAUUACAGUGGACGUCAUUGGACUAAACUUGUACCAGGCAGCGUAUACUCCUUUUUUACCUAUCAAUAAAGCCUUAAAAUGCUUGGAGCACUUGCUGAAAUAUAGGAAAAGGAUGGACCAUUACAAUUUCAUUCAGAAGAUAUAGUUGGUGUGAAGUUAUCCGAAAAGCAAAGAGCACGAUUUUACAAGAAAAUGGCUCUGUAAUUGUUAAGGUAGAAGUGUACGAAUCAGAAAUCCUCAUGUUUGAUUGGGAAGGAGCAGGUGUAUUUAUUUCUAAGGAAGGACACAUAUUGACCUUAUCACAUAUAAUUUGUGGAAAAAAUGAGAGUGCUAAAAUAAAAGUGACCACAAAGGAGGAGCUAACAUAUGAUGCUUAUGUGAUGUCGAUUGAUGAAUCAUUAGGUCUUGCUAUCCUUUCCAUUUCUGAAUCAGAUAUUCAAUUUUCUUAUGCAAAGAUUGGUAAAAAUGUAUGUCUUGGAGAAGAGGUUUAUCCUAUUGGUUAUCCGUUUUUCUUGGGUUUUUCAUAUCCAGUUGGACAAGUUUCAUUUUCUUGUCGGACACAUGGAGAGUUAUGUGAAUCUUUAAGAGAAGAAAUGUUGACAAACGAUAUGUUAAAUAAAAGAGGUGAAAAGAGUUAAGACCCUAGUGCAAAAUAUAUAUGUUAUGUCGACAACUUAGAACACUUACAGACCCUAUCUCCUUCGGUGUCGUUUGUUCAAGGAAAUAAUUUUCAUGGUGAUGGCAUGGGUCGAGCAAGUGGAAUGCCAUUAUUUAACUGUCAUGGGGAAAUUAUUGGCAUGUACUAUGUAGUAGCAUAUGAUCAGUGUUUUGGAAUUCAUGCCAAAACACUCAAACCAUUUUCUUAAAAGUGUUUUUCCAGAUGGUUUGUCUCAAAAGAAAAAGAAAAAGGAAACAUGGAAACACAAAGGUGAUAUAGCUUUCAAUUUAUUUCCUACCUAUAUUUAUACAAAGUAUUUCCUUUCUCCAGUAUGCAUGUAUACUUAGUAACUAUAAUUCUUAGCCUUUUAACUUGAUAUCUCUUUAGUUUUUAUACAAUAACCUUUAAUGAUAUUCAACAGACUCUACAAGAUGUCAAUCCUUAGUUUUGUAAAUUAUUUCCCUUUUAUCAUAUUAUCUGACUUUAUUGUGUCUUAUGGCACCAUACAUUAGCCAAUCGAGAUUUUUCUUUGAUGUUAGAAGAAAAGAUGAUUUUAUGUAAGGAUUUUUUUUUUAUGAUUUGCAUUUACUUCUAUGUAAAAUAAUAUAAAGCUGAACUUCUAAGAUCAUAAAGCAAUUUUAGGUAUAAGAUAUGAUUUGCAUUCAGUGAAACUCGAAUUCAAGUAGUAGCUAAUUGAUGAUGUGA